GGCCGGGGAGGACAUGAGGACCGAGAUCUCCACGGCGGCCGCGUUCGUGACCCGCCUCCUGCGGGCCGCCGGCGGGGUUGGCGAGGAGCAGCUGCGGCGCUUCCGCGAGUGCCUGCAGGAGGCGAUGCACGAGCACUACAAGCACCACUGGUUCCCCCUGGUGCCCUCCAAGGGCUCCGGCUACCGCUGCAUCAGGAUCAACCAUAAGAUGGACCCCUUGAUAGGAAAAGCGGCGGGGAUGAUCGGACUGAGCCACGAGAGGCUCUUCCAGCUCUUACCCAGCGAAUUAACGCUGUGGGUCGACCCCUUCGAAGUGUCCUAUCGCAUAGGUGAGGAUGGGUCUAUCUGUGUGCUGUACGAAAGCCCCCAGCCUGGGGGGAAGGUGGCUAAACAGCUGGAGAGCAGGACCAGCUGCAAGGAGGAGUGGAGAAUUGGCAGAUCCAGCCCUUCGAAGAGUUACAACAUGAUGACGAUUUCUAGUUAAAAACAACUCUUCCCUGUACGAUGUUGUGUGUAUCCCAACCUCAUGGUAAAGUUAGAUGUAACUGAUUUUUUUUUUUAAUUUUUGUUUGUUUGUUUGUUUUUAGCUAUUUUUUUCACCCUACAGUCAUUAAAGUGGUAGUACUGCCAAGUUCUUCAUGGCCAAGGGCUAAAUGUAUAAAGCAGUUCUUUACACUGCAUGUUCCUUUCUGGGUUGUGUCCUGUAAAUGCACUGUACUGUCGGUGGAUUGUUUUAACAUUUAUAUUUUCAAAAAAGUUUUGCCUAUUUGUAAUAAAAAGCAAUAUUGUAGCACUCUUUAUGAUGGGUUUUAGUCAAAAUUAGUACUUGCAAAAAAAAAAAAAAAUCUGCAGUUUGCAGAGCAAUGACACAAAGAGGGGUGGGAAACAGAUCUAACAAACUGCACAUAAAUCUUUCCAGUGAUUUGUCUGCACAGACUUCUCUCAGGGUCAUUCAAAUUUGACUGUGAGGCACAAAUCACAGAAAUAACUUUACUUUUUCUCAAAACAUGCAUUUAUUUGAAGGCUGGGUUCCAUCACACCCCAAUAUUUUAGCAAAAAGAAGUGGGGAAUUACUGUCUUAUUUCUAGUUAUGGGAGUAGAAAAAUAAAUACCUGCUUAAAAUGCUUCUGACUUGUUUUGGUUUUGUUUUGUGAUUUUGUUUGUUUGUUUGUUCCCCCCCCCCCCCCGCCAGGCUUUUAUCAUUGCCCUCAAAGCUUAUUCUAUCCAUUUCUAAUAACUGCAGAAAGCUUUCUAGUUAAAGAGGUGUAGUGGUGAACAUCCAUCUUUAUUUCAGAUCACUACAAAGCACUCAGUGUUGGGAAAGCUUGCUGGCUGCCUGUGUUCAGCUGAAUAAUCUGUGUAGAGCUGGGUGGGUUUUUUAGUACUGAAUGGAAGCAAAUUCUAGUAUUUGAUUCUAAUAUUUGAUCUGUUGCAAAAACAAAUGCUUGAGGUUAUUAGGAAACAGAGUUUGGCUUUAAAACUGCAAUGUAGGAAGCUCAAGUGAAAAUGAUCAUCAAUGCUGUAACUACCUUGUCUUUUAGAAGGUAAAUGCUGCUGUUUCUGGCUUUGAGUUCCUUGUUUUUGUCAGGGUCUCCAAUACCAGUUGAGUACAAGUUUUACUGAAGUUACCAAAUACAGUAGAUUUGAUCUAAUAACAAAACUUUGUGUUGCUGGUUUAUGUGAAUACUCUCAGUGUUGAUAUCCCAGUAAAGGAUUUCAUUUACAGGUAUUGUGAUUCCUACUCUAAGAAGCACUGGUUUCUAAAUCAGCCAUAGAAGGCUGCCUGGCAUUGCUGGUUUCUGUAGCCUGAUGUUGGAGCAUGGUUGAACACUUGAUGAAAGGGAGCUUUGUCUGGUGUAUGUCAGCAAAAAAACCCUCCUUGUGCUAUGUCAAUAACAUGGUAGAACAUACAGCGAGGGAAGGGGCAAGUCUGGGCAAACUGGAAAGGGCAGAACUCCAGCUCACAAAGAGGUGGUUUUUUUGUUUUGUUUUUUUUUUUUUUUCCUCCCCCUCCUUUGUUUACCUUAGAAAAAGCUGUGGUUUGCUUCUUGCUCUUUGCUUAUUAUC
Messenger RNA from Hirundo rustica (Barn swallow), 2067 nucleotides. Its product is annotated as protein BTG1-like. Gene Ontology annotation, biological process: negative regulation of cell population proliferation; negative regulation of mitotic cell cycle. Bases 14 to 484 code for a protein of 156 amino acids. The transcript has 2 exons. Gene Ontology annotation, cellular component: nucleus; cytoplasm. The record is from RefSeq and is a predicted model, not a curated record. Lineage: Eukaryota; Metazoa; Chordata; Aves; Passeriformes; Hirundinidae.